AUGGGACAAGUAGCAUCUGUACCGACAGAUAAAAGGCGGAAAUUGGAGGUAAUAGGUGCUGGAUUCUCCAGAACCGGCACAUUGUCCUACGCAUAUGCUCUAGAAAUGCUCCUUAAUGGACCAGUACACCACACAGCUACUCAGCUUUUCAAUCGAGAAGAUUCGUACUGCAGAAAAUGGAAUCAAGUAUACCGAUAUCGGCGCGAAGGCAAUCGUACGCAGUUGUUUAAGGCGUUGGAAGAUGUUUUCUCGGGUUUUGUUGGCGCAACUGAUGUGGCUGCCACCGAUUUCAUUCCAGAGCUCAUGGAAUUAUAUCCAGACGCCAAAUUCGUGCUUGUCACACGACCCCCAGCAGCCUGGUGGAAAAGUUUCAAGUCAGUGGCUGAUAACGCAGGAAACAAUGUGAUGGGGUAUAUAGUUAUGCCGCUGCCCGGUAUCCGAUGGUUUGUUGAUACAGCGCGAGGGUUCUUUGAAUCAGCUGAAGAUAGGACCGGACACAAAUGCAAUCCGUUCUGGAUUGAGCAACACAACGAGUAUGUGCGUAAAACAGUUCCAAGGGAGCGUUUACUUGAGGUGGAGCUUGGAUCUGGAUGGGAGCCACUGUGUAAAUUCCUAGGUAAGCGAAUCCCAAACCAGCCGUUUCCACAUGUCAACGAGGCUGCGGCAAGAGAUAUGUUUGUUCAUAAAAUAUUGCAAAGAGCAGCAAUGGCUUGGACUGGGAUAUUUAUAAUCGUUGGGUUCAUUUUUUAUUUACUUUUAUAA
Molecule: messenger RNA, 762 nt
Organism: Trichoderma asperellum CBS 433.97
Lineage: Eukaryota; Fungi; Ascomycota; Sordariomycetes; Hypocreales; Hypocreaceae
Source: RefSeq, a predicted model, not a curated record